Messenger RNA from Rotaria sp. Silwood1, 1125 nucleotides. The record is from the annotation of a GenBank genome assembly. NCBI's taxonomy places the organism in Eukaryota, Metazoa, Rotifera, Eurotatoria, Philodinida, Philodinidae.
AUGACUUCACAACAAUGGUUCGAUGCUUCCUUCUCAUCCCGAUCAAUCUGGUGGCAUUAUAUGGUUAUUACGGUACCGAGAAUACACAGUCGACCAAAAACUGCGUACAUGCUUAUUGGUGGUGAAACUAAUCUCGAUCCAGUGCCAAUAAGAGACUCUUGGGGAGAAAAAAUCAGUGUGAAAACUGGUACUGUUGCUGUGGAAGUUAAACAAAUUCCGAGUCAACCAAUAACAUUUGUGGCCGAUCCAUCGCAGAAAUCUCGAUUUGAGGAUGAUAUUCUCGCAUGGACUUGGAAUACAUUUAUUCAAUCAAACGGUAGUGAUCCAUCUGUUCUUCUUCUACUACCUAUGACAAAAGCAUCAGUGCGUGCAAUGGAUGCAGCACAACAGUUUCUUCGUGAAAAAGAAAUUCCAGUACCAGAGAAGUCUUUGGAUAAUCCAUAUUAUCAAGUUGCGGCUGAUAUUUUUGAUCCUUACGCUUAUUUUGAUCGAUAUCAUAAUGUUACAUUGUGUCAAUUUCAAGGAGCUGAUGAUGAAUUCUUUUUAUCUGAUAGCGAGGACUAUUUUUGGAAUGAUCUUCAAAAAGCAACAGGUGGCUCUUACCUCUACCGAAUUCCAAAUGCUGAUCAUGGAGCUACAGGAGUUUUUGAUAGCCUUGAAAGUUUUUAUUUUAGUAUUUGUGAUCAACAAGUGCUUCCAUCAUGGGCAUGGACACGAACAAUAAAUGAAACUCAUGGACAAAUUCGUGCUAAUGUCUCUGUUGGUGAUGGACAUCCAGCACCGAUAAAUGUUACUGUUUAUCAAGCUCAAACUGUUACUGGAACAAAACGAGAUUUUCGAGCAGCUAAACUGGAUCCAACCACUGGACAGAUUGUUGUUAAUCCUGUCAAAUGGGUGGAAAUGAAAGAAAAUAUGGAAAUUUCAAAGGUUGGUCAGUCAUCAAUUAUCUACACUUAUACUGCACCUAUGCCACCAGACGGUUACUGGUACGGGAUAUUAAUGCAAGCGACAUUUCCUGGACCUCAUGGCACAGCAUUGAAUUUGACGACAGAAACUCUAAUCAUACCAAAUACGUUUCCAGUUGGUCCUUGUUCAGAAGAACAAUGUUAUGGAAAUUUAGUCUAA